UUCACAUUUCCGUUCACACAUUAUACCGAACAUCUUCGCGGCAACCCCUCCAAUUCCUUCCUUUUCAUGUAUACAAGUAUGAAGUUUCCUUUCCUCCAAUGCAGAUUCCGGGUAGUCUAUUUCUACUUGAUUAUAUAUUCGCGUAACCCAGAAUUUCUAACAAAUGAGUUGUAGCAACAACCAGCCAACUAAUAACGGCCGCCGGCGGCAGAAGUUCGAUAGCGUCACCGAACACGUUUCUGGCCGCCGGGAGGGGAGCAGCGAGGUUGCAGAGGACGACAAGCACGCGGUCGCGAAAACCCGUGAGGUGGAAGAGAUUCUGACGUCGCUGCUGUUACUUGAGGAGCAAGAAAAGGACGAGCAGGAAGCUUCGUACAUGGAAUACCUCGACGACAUAGCGCUUCUAGAAGAGAACCUCCGGAAGAGGAAUUGCGCGAUGCGGGAGUAUCUUUCCUACGUCCAGCACAACGACGACGCCGUCGAUCUGAUCGACGGGACUAGGAAGAGGAGAGUAAACGGCAACUCCUCCGCUGCGGCGGCGGAGAUUGCGGUGGCGGCGGCCUCCAACGACCAACAGACGGACCCCAUCAACAGGGGCGAAAAAACCCAGACCGUUCUGCCGCAGAGGAGGCUGUGGGUCAAGGAGCGCUCCCAGGAUUGGUGGGACCAAUGCAGCAGUCUGGAUUUCCCGGAGGAAGAAUUCAAGAAAGCCUUCCGAAUGGGGAAAGAGACAUUCGAGAUGAUAUGCAGUGAGCUAAGCUCUGUGGUGGCAAAGGAGAACACCACUCUGAGAGUUGCCGUCCCUGUGAAGCAAAGAGUGGCAGUCUGCAUAUGGAGAUUAGCCACAGGGGAACCACUCCGGCUAGUCUCUAAGAAGUUCGGAUUAGGCAUUUCCACUUGCCAUAAACUCGUUCUUGAGGUCUGUAAUGCAAUCAAAGACGUUUUGCUGCCUAAAUACAUCCAAUGGCCGGACGAGGUGAGAAUGAGAGGCAUAAAAGACGAAUACGAGAGUAUUUCCGGGAUCCCAAACGUCAUAGGUUCGGUGUAUACCACUCAUAUACCCAUCAUUGCUCCUAAGAUCAGCGUAGCGGCUUAUUUCAACAAGAGGCACACAUAUAGGAACCAGAAAACAUCCUACUCUAUCACGGUCCAAGGGGUGGUUGACCCAAAAGGCGUGUUCACUGAAGUGUGCAUUGGAUGGCCAGGAUCAAUGUCCGAUGAUCAGGUGUUGGAGAAAUCUGCCGUAUACCGGCAUGCUAAUGAUGGGUUGUUGAGUGGCAAUUGGAUAGUUGGGAACUCGAGCUACCCUUUAAUGGAUUGGAUUCUUGUUCCCUACACGCAUCAGAAUCUGACAUGGACACAGCAUGCUCUCAAUGAGAAGGUUGGGGAGAUUCAGGGUGUGGCUAAGGAUGCUUUUGCAAGGUUGAAAGGGAGAUGGGCUUGUCUGCAGAAGAGAACUGAGAUUAAGCUCGUGGAUUUGCCUGCUGUGCUCGGGGCGUGCUGCGUGUUGCAUAAUAUAUGCGAAGUCAGGAACGAAGGGUUCGAUCCAGCAAAUCAGUUUGAGCUGGUCGAUGAUGAGGUGGUUCCGGAGGUUCAGAUCAGGUCAUCUGGUGCAAGGAUUGCUAGGGAUACCAUUGCUCAUAAUCUCCUUCACCAUAACCAUGCUGGCACUUCUUUCCUGUCUUGAUAUGAUCAAAUGGCACAAUUUAGCAUUUUACCUCUUGCGAAUCCG
Molecule: messenger RNA, 1732 nt
Organism: Cuscuta europaea
Lineage: Eukaryota; Viridiplantae; Streptophyta; Magnoliopsida; Solanales; Convolvulaceae
Source: the annotation of a GenBank genome assembly